Molecule: messenger RNA, 513 nt
Organism: Jaculus jaculus (lesser Egyptian jerboa)
Lineage: Eukaryota; Metazoa; Chordata; Mammalia; Rodentia; Dipodidae
Product: elongin-B-like
Exons: 2
Coding region: 1-450 (149 amino acids)
Biological process (GO): transcription elongation by RNA polymerase II
Cellular component (GO): elongin complex; VCB complex
Molecular function (GO): protein binding
Source: RefSeq, a predicted model, not a curated record
AUGUUGGAACAUGGAAUUUGGGGUAAUAUAAAUUUGUGUUCCCAGGCCAUGACCAUUCAUAUUUGGCUCCAGAAUAAUCUCUUAUUCCCCUUUGAGGACGUGUUUCUUAUGAUCCGGCGUCGCAAGACCACCAUCUUCACAGACGCCAAGGAAUCGAGCACCGUGUUCGAGCUGAAGCGCAUCGUCGGGAGCAUCCUCAAGCGGCCGCCCGAGGAGCAGCGGCUGUACAAGGACGACCAGCUCCUUGAUGAUGGGAAAACGCUGAGAGAGUGUGGCUUCACCAGCCAGACGGCGAGACCACAGGCUCCAGCCACAGUGGGCCUGGCCUUCCGAGCAGAUGAUGCCUUCGAGGCCCUGCGCAUUGAGCCCUUCUCCAGCCCUCCUGAGCUUCCAGAGGUGAUGAAACCUCAGGACUCAGGAGGCAGUGCCAAUGAACAAGCUGUACAGUGAGGGCCCCAGGCCCACUUUGAGGCCCAUUCCUCCCUACCCCCAAUAAAAAGAGAUUUGGGUGUC